Mastomys coucha (southern multimammate mouse) is the source of this 1819-nucleotide messenger RNA. RefSeq names its product BPI fold containing family B member 3 (gene Bpifb3). NCBI's taxonomy places the organism in Eukaryota, Metazoa, Chordata, Mammalia, Rodentia, Muridae. Gene Ontology annotation, molecular function: lipid binding. The record is from RefSeq and is a predicted model, not a curated record. The coding region runs from base 140 to 1561 and encodes 473 amino acids. The transcript has 16 exons.
CCCAGCCCCGGCUCUCCUUGCAGAAGGAAGGCUUAAUUCAGGCCCUCAGGGAAAACCGCAAUUUGCUCCUGACUUGACAUACUGACGGGUUUCUGGCGGCAGUGCCCCCUUUGUCUCCCCAAGCUGCUGUGUGCAGCUGAUGAUGCUGGGUGUCUAUACCCUGCUUCUGCUCUGGGGCCUGGCCACUCCGUGCCUGGGGCUGCUUGAGACAGUGGGCACGCUUGCUCGGAUUGACAAAGAUGAACUGGGCAAAGCCAUCCAGAACUCCCUAGUUGGAGGCCCUAUUCUGCAAAACGUGCUGGGGACCGUGACAUCAGUGAACCAGGGCCUCCUGGGUGCAGGAGGGUUGCUUGGAGGCGGUGGCCUGCUGAGCUAUGGUGGCAUCUUCAGUCUUGUGGAAGAACUCUCUGGGCUGAAGAUAGAGGAACUAACUUUACCCAAAGUGUCAAUCAAGCUUCUGCCGGGGUUCGGGGUACAGCUGAGCCUGCACACGAAGGUUAGCCUGCAUGGCUCCGGUCCCCUGGUGGGCCUCCUGCAGCUGGCCGCAGAGGUGAAUGUGUCUUCGAAAGUGGCACUGGGCAUGAGCUCGCGGGGGACACCCAUCCUUGUCCUUAAGCGCUGCAACACGCUCCUGGGCCGCAUCAGUCUGAUGUCAGGGUUGCUGCCCACGCCAAUCUUUGGGCUGGUAGAACAGACACUGUGCAAGGUGCUGCCUGGACUGCUGUGUCCUGUGGUAGACAGUGUGCUGAGCGUGGCGAAUGAGCUCUUGGGGGCUACACUGAGCCUGGUGCCCCUUGGGCCUCUGGGGUCUGUGGAGUUCACUCUGGCUACACUACCCCUAAUCUCCAACCAGUACAUUGAGCUGGAUAUAAAUCCCAUCGUGAAGAGCAUAGCUGGCGACGUCAUUGAUUUUCCCAAGCCACGCCUCCCAGUCAAGGUGCCCCCCAAAGAGGACCACACCUCCCAAGUGACUGUCCCGCUCUACCUCUUCAGCACCGUGUUUGGACUCCUGCAAACCAACGGCGCCCUUGACCUGGACAUCACCCCUGAGAUGGUUCCCAGGAAUGUCCCGCUGACAACUACUGACCUGGCAGCUUUGGCCCCUGAGGCCUUGGGGAAACUGCCCCCUGAUCAGCACCUCCUGCUCUCGCUGCGGGUAACAAAAUCACCCAUGGUCCUGCUGCAGAACAAGAAGGCCACAGUCUCCAUCCCAGUCACCAUCCAUGUGCUGUCUUCUGUCCCUCAAGGAACUCCUGUAGCCCUUUUCCAGAUGAAUGGGGUCAUGACUCUAAAUGCCCACCUGGCUCCAUCCACCACCAAGCUGCACAUAUCCCUGUCCCUGGAACGGUUGAGUGUCCAGCUGGCCUCCUCCUUUCCCCAACCUUUUGAUGCAUCCCGUCUAGAAGAAUGGCUCAGUGAUGUGGUCCGUGCUGCCUACAUACAGAGGCUCAAUGAACACCUGGAGGUUGGAAUACCCCUGCCUAAGAUUCUCAAUGUCAACUUUGCCAAUUCAGUAGUAGAUGUCAUUGAGAAUGCGGUUGUGCUCACAGUGGCUCCGUGAGACAGUGUGGCUGCUGCUCUCCCUGUUCACUACAGGGUCCUGUCUGCCCACUCUGCCUCAGUUUCCCUCUUAGUCUCCAGCCUGCAUUGGUGACAGUAUAAGAGCCCCUUGCCCACCCAGCACUUCCACCUUGUCCUCUGUUCCUGUAAUUAUGCCUGUUUGGGGGUAGGGAUGGCUGGACAGCCACUGAUCUGCUUCAGAAAGUACACAGCACCUUGGUUCAGUCCCAGUUUCAAUAAACUGAUCCUUGGUCUUCUG